UGAAAGUUUCUUUCUCGGCGUUGUAUUCUUUUUGACUUUGAUUGGAAACCGAACCGAUAUUUUCUUCUCUGAAAUCGCGGAGUUUCCUAAUGCCUAAUCGUAUCUCUGACUAUAAUACGUUUCUAGGUCUUCGAUCGUCUCAUAGUCUCCUUGGAUUUUCCCUUCGCUAUUGCAAUUAGCUCCGUGGGUAUCUUCUAAUUUCUCAAGAUAUAAUGAGAGCACCAUCAUUGCUAGCCCAGUGCUUGCCUGGCUUGGUGCCCCAAGAUAAAGGAAGCCACAGCAGUCCUUCCAUUUCAGAGAGAGAUGUUCAUCUCCCCUCACCAGCUGUGGAGAUUCUCCCUUCAAAGGCAAUUCAUUUAUACUUCUCUUCCUGUUAUUGCAAAACAGCUCUUCCAUACAAAUAUGCAGGGGAGAACGUAGAUUUGCAAGGUCUCAAUGUCUUUAAGGGUAGAUUUAGCGUUGCCGAUAUAAUGGGCUUGAAUAGCUCGGAGUCUACAUCUUCAAAACCUGAAGGUCAUUUGAAAUCUUGGGACAGUUCCAUGUAUCUGGUUAAUGUUCUUAAAUAUGAGAUUUGUGAUGGACAGCUGAGCUUUAGAGGCAAAAAAGUACUUGAGCUGGGUUGUAGCUAUGGACUUCCUGGGGUGUUUGCUUGCCUCAAGGGAGCAAGCAUAGUGCACUUUCAAGACAUGAGUGCAGAAACUAUUAGAUGCACAACCAUACCGAAUGUCCUUGCCAAUCUCGAACAAGCUCGGGACAGGCAGAGUCGACAGCCAGAGAGUCCCUUAACUCCGUCCCGACAUGCUUUGACCCCAUCAGUACAUUUUUAUGCUGGUGACUGGGAAGAGCUCCCAACAGUCUUAUCUGUAGUUCGGGGUGAUGGAUUCGAAGCACCCACCGGAAUGAGCUUGAGCUUCUCAGAAGAAGAUUUUAUGGAUGGUUGCAGCAGUCAAGACGGUAGCAUCAUCGGCCACGAGUCUUCUUCAAGAAGAUCGAGGAAACUAUCAGCAAGUCGAGCAUGGGAGAGGGCUAACGAGAUCGGUCAGGAAGAAGGCGGAUACGAUAUCGUUUUAAUGGCAGAAAUCCCGUAUUCACUCAACUCUUUGAAGAAGCUAUAUGCACUGAUAAAAAAGUGUGUGAGGCCUCCUUAUGGAGUGUUGUACUUGGCCACAAAGAAGAACUACGUCGGUUUCAAUAACGGAGCGAAGCAUUUGAGGAGUUUGGUCGAUGAGGAAGGCGUUUUUGGAGCUCACUUGGUCGAGGAGAUGACGGACCGAGAGAUUUGGAAGUUCUUUCUCAAGUGAAAGAAUGGAAAAACAGGACAAACUGUUGAAGAAGUCGAUGUUCAUCACAAAGUAUAUGUUUUUUAAUGAAGUUGUCUUGGUUAGAAUGGGAGUUGUUUAGUCAGUGGAGCAUUUGUUUUGCUUCUUUGAUUGUAUAAUCUGUAUUGUUCUUUCUUUCUUUCUUAAUUUCUUGUCAAUUUUGUGAGGAUUCUCCUUGCUAUUGCUAGUAAAUCAAUAAUUGAAUGCCCUUAUUGCCUUUUUUUUU
Cucurbita moschata (crookneck pumpkin) is the source of this 1545-nucleotide messenger RNA. RefSeq names its product histidine protein methyltransferase 1 homolog. Bases 213 to 1301 code for a protein of 362 amino acids. Lineage: Eukaryota; Viridiplantae; Streptophyta; Magnoliopsida; Cucurbitales; Cucurbitaceae. The record is from RefSeq and is a predicted model, not a curated record. The transcript is spliced from 8 exons.